Molecule: messenger RNA, 1147 nt
Organism: Lactuca sativa (garden lettuce)
Lineage: Eukaryota; Viridiplantae; Streptophyta; Magnoliopsida; Asterales; Asteraceae
Product: protein LIFEGUARD 2
Cellular component (GO): membrane
Source: RefSeq, a predicted model, not a curated record
UGGAGGCGGCCAUUAGAGCCGCCAGAAACUUCUAGCUUGUCCUUCUUCGCAAAUCGUACCUACCCCUUCCUGUCUUCUUCAUCUUUAUUUCAGUACAUUCGAAUCCGGAAGGGAACUGCUCAUUUCAUUUUGGUGAUUUUUGAAUCAAAUUACAGAAAUUUGAUACGCAGUUGUUCAAGAUGUGGAACCGAACGUUCGGAAAAACCGAAACCGACGUGGAGUCGGGGUCGAGUGAACCGCUGUAUCCGACGAUGGUGGAGUCACCAGAUCUCCGGUGGUCUUUCAUCCGCAAGAUAUACACGAUUGUCGCCAUACAACUACUUCUUACAGCUGUUGUUGGUGCUAUUGUCGUCUCUUAUCAUCCGAUCGUCAUUUUCCUCACUACCACGAGAGGCGGAUUCGCUUGUUACAUUCUUAUCAUAAUUACUCCAUUCAUAAUUCUGUGCCCUUUGUCUUGCUAUUAUCAGCGGCAUCCUGUGAAUUAUGUGCUGCUAGGGAUCUUCACCAUCGCCCUUGCUUUUGGUAUUGGCUUGUCAUGUGCUUUCACUAGCGGGAAGGUGAUUCUGGAAGCAGUGAUUCUAACAGCUGUGGUGGUUGUGAGUCUGACUUUAUUCACAUUUUGGGCGGCAAAGAGAGGAUCCGACUUCAAUUUCUUGGGUCCUUUCUUAUUUGGUGCUCUUAUGGUGCUUAUCGUAUUCUCCAUCAUUCAGAUAUUUUUCCCUAUGGGAAAGAUUGGAGUGAUGAUAUAUGCUGGUGUUUCUGCUAUAGUCUUUUGUGGUUACAUUGUGUAUGACACCGAUAAUUUGAUUAAACGAUACUCAUAUGACGAAUACAUCUGGGCUGCUGUGGCUUUGUACCUUGAUAUCAUCAAUCUUUUCAUUUCCUUGCUCACUAUACUCAGAACCGUUGAUAGAUAAACACAUACACACAAACAUUUGGUAUGAACUUGUUGAAAAAGACUUUGCUUCAUUAUUGUUGUAACAUUUGAAUAUUGUUGAUGAAUUAGUUUGUUGUUGUAAGUUGUAAGGUUAGGAAGUAGUUGGACUUUGUGGUUUGUGAGAACACAACGGGGAAUAUUCUUUUUUCCCAUGUCAUAGAAAGGAAGAAAUUUUAAGUUGAAUAUAUGAAUGAGUGCUGAUUUGGUCUA